AUGAGCUACAUCACUCGCCGGGCUCUGUCCACCCUCAUCCCUCCCAAGGCUAUUGGUGCCGCCCAGGAUGCUGCUCGCAUGGAGCGUGUAGUUGGCUUCUAUGCUGGUCUGCCCCGUGGUCCCGCUCCUGCUCCCAAGCCCUCCGGAUUCCUUGAGCGCUACCAGGCUCGUUACUUCAACGGAAAGAACGCUUCCGGCAUGCCCCUCGUUCACGUCAUUGGAACCAUGUUGGUUGUCGGCUACAGCAUGGAGUACUACUUCCACUUGCGUAAGUUUGCUUCAAUUCCUUACUUCCGUCCUCUUGGAAUCUGA
Messenger RNA from Talaromyces stipitatus ATCC 10500, 312 nucleotides. RefSeq names its product mitochondrial F1F0 ATP synthase subunit F (Atp17), putative. The record is from RefSeq and is a predicted model, not a curated record. Gene Ontology annotation, biological process: proton motive force-driven ATP synthesis. The coding region runs from base 1 to 312 and encodes 103 amino acids. The transcript is spliced from 3 exons. Lineage: Eukaryota; Fungi; Ascomycota; Eurotiomycetes; Eurotiales; Trichocomaceae.